Messenger RNA from Nerophis lumbriciformis (worm pipefish), 3471 nucleotides. The record is from RefSeq and is a predicted model, not a curated record. NCBI's taxonomy places the organism in Eukaryota, Metazoa, Chordata, Actinopteri, Syngnathiformes, Syngnathidae.
AUGUCCAUCACACUGCUAUGGGCUGUGGACGUAUACGGGCGGGUAUACAGCGUCUCCACCGCGGGCCAGCGAUGGGUGCGUGCCGACGACUCGCUCCUGGAGCUCAAACGCGUCACCGCAGCGAAGGGGCGCUGCUGGGGCAUUGGCUGCGACCACCACGUGUACCUUAACGUGAUCCCCCACGAGACCCCCAUCCGCUACAAAGAGGAGACUUAUGAAAACCAGAGGUGGAACCCGGUGGACGGCUUCACGGAUACGCUGCUGCCAACUGACCGCUGGCCCUGGAGCGACGUGAUGGGAAUGAAUCCUCAACCGCUUCACGGCUUCCAGUUGCCGUCCCGCAGCUGGGAGUGGGAGGGCGACUGGUAUGUGGACCAAAGCUGCGGAGGAGAGCCCGGCCAGAAUGGGGGUUGGGAAUACGCUGUCGACUUCCCUGCUAACUUCACCCCCGACAAAAAGUGGAAUUCCUGUGUGCGUCGUCGGCGCUGGAUCCGCUAUAGAAGAUAUACGGCACAAGGCACCUGGGCAAAGAUCCCCUUGGACCAUCCCAGGAAGCCCCCGCUACCUCUGUGUGACAUCAGUUGCGGCGGCUGGGAGUUGAGCGACGAGUCGGGGAGGUAUCCUUACCUUUGGGCUGUGUCUCAACAAGGGCAGGUGUGGUUCAGGGAGGGCAUCCACCCACGGGUCCCGGAGGGCACCAACUGGGAGGAAGUGGAAACACCUAAGGAGGUGGCACAGUUGACGCUUGGUCCCAGAGACCUGCUGUGGGCUGUACUUUGGGACGGCAAUCUGCUGGUCCGCACUGGCCUCAGCCUUGACAGCCCCACCGGCACGUCGUGGGCAGAAGUGGAAUCGCCCGCCAAGGAGGUGGAAACCCUCCAUGUGUCUGUGGGAGUCAAUGUUGUGUGGGUGGUCACCAAAGACUACAAGGUGUGGUUCAGGCGAGGUGUCAAUUCCCACAAUCCCUGUGGCUCGGGAUGGAUCAGCAUCGUCGGUGAGAUGAUGAUGGUUGACGUCGGACUCAAUGACCAGGUUUGGGCUGUCGGUGAGGACCGCGGCCUGUAUUUUCGAAUAGGGGUGACGACAUCCGAACCGAGCGGCAACGGCUGGAUCCCCGUUUCUGCAGAGUGGGGCAACAGUAAAGACAAUGUCCCACCCAGCGUCAGGUGCAAGUUGAGCAACCAGCUGACGGAAGCCUCAGUGGUGAGCUGCGCAGACUCCGAUUCAGAGUUGGGCCCGACAGAACUACCAAUCAGCACAAAUGACGCCCCGAUCCUAGAAGCGGAAGUCACCCCUGUCGCCUCUCUAGAGACACAAGAUGCUCCCGCAGCAUGCAAAACCUUCAUCCCCACCAGCGACAGUUUCAUCAAUAGCCUGGUGUCAGACCGCGACAAAACCUCCGCCAACCAACAAUCUAGUGUGCUGCUCGAGGAGGAGGGUCGCUUCAUCACCAGCCCAGAGGCGGCAGGUGCCGCGACCCCUUGGAGCAACGUGGACCUGGAAGGCGGGGAAGCAGCUCGAAGCACGCAAGAGGCGGGGCCUCGUCCGGACGAGGCUGGCGCCCCCUACGGACUGGGUUUGGGAGGUGUGCAGGGCGUCGGGGAGGAGGACGCUCCCGUCUGGGCUUGGAUCUCAGGAGGGGGCUGCAAUGUGGAUGCCGACUCUCAAGUCAGCUGGCUUAGUGCGACAGGCCCACUGGUCAGCUCUUUGUCGCUGACCCCCGUGCAGUCUUCAGCCUGGAGCGAGCAGAAGCACAAAGAGGAGAUCAGCAAGAAACCUCUGGAAAGAAGCAAUUCUGUUUGGGUGCGGAAAGGCACGCUCCGCUGGUGGCGAGACUGGAAGCCACAGCGCUGGGUGGACGUGGCCGUGGCUCUGGAACAGUCCACCAAGUCGGACGGGAAGAAAGACAGCAUCUUCUUUGUUUACUACACGCAGUAUGAUGAAAAAAAGUAUCUUCACAUCUUUAUCAGCGAAGUAACGGCACUGGUUCCGGUUCUGCGGGACUGCCACUACGCCUUUGCUGUGUACACGGGCCACAGGACCAGACUGAGGAGUCCGUUGAUUCUGGCGGCCCAAACGGAACAGGACAUGGCCGACUGGUUGAGCCUGUUGUCCGAUGUUUGCUGCGAGUGUUGGGGAAUCGUAGCGCCCCCGUCCAAACAAGCCUUGUGGUCCACGACGUCCAAAGGCGACGUUUUCGUCCACGAGCCAUCUUUUUCCCUGGAGACAGCCGCACGCACGCCGUCGUGUGACCUCAUGUUCUGGCGCCAAAUCCCAGGCCACCUGCGUUGUGUGGAGACUAACAGUCUGGGGCUGGUGUGGGGCAUCGGGUGGGAUGGCUCGGCCUGGGUGUACAAAUCAGGUUCGGAUCUCGCCAACGAACAGACCGACGCUAGGAGCGUGCACGUCUACGAGAAUCAAAGAUGGAACCCCGUGACUGGCUACACGGACAGAGGCCUUCCCACCGACCGCCCCAUGUGGAGCGACGAAAGCGGACUGAGGGGGUGCAGCAAAGGCGAUGCCCAGACGCCUUCCCCUCAGUGGGCAUGGGUAUCAGAGUGGGCCGUGGACAACGACGUUCUUGGUGGGACGGACAACGAAGGAUGGCAGUACGCCGCCGACUUUCCCGUAACGUUUCAUGGCCACAAAACACUGAAGGACUUUGUCAGGCGCAGACGUUGGAGCAGGAAGUGCAAGAUCACGCUCAGAGCUCCGUGGCAGCCGGUCCCGCCCGUGCCUCUGUGCGACAUCUCCAUCAUGCCGUGCCUGGCCCAUAGCAGCAUGGAGCAGGUCCCGCUUUGGGCCAUCAGCGACAAGGGUGACGUGCUGUGCAGGCUCGGCGUCACCCCACAAAACCCGGCGGGUGGUUCGUGGCUUCACGUGGGCACCGACCAACCCUUCAAGUCCAUCUCUGUGGGCGGAGCUAAUCAGGUGUGGGCCAUCGCCAAAGACGGAGCAGUCUUCUACAGGGGGUCCGUGUCACCCCAAAAUCCUGCAGGAGAAUGCUGGUAUCACAUCCCGUCUCCGUCGAGGCAAACUUUGCGCCAAGUGUCGGUGGGCCGCACGUCCGUGUUUGCGGUGGACGAAAACACUAACCUCUGGUACCGGCAAGGUCUGACCCCGAGUUACCCUCAAGGCUCCGCUUGGGAGCUCAUCUCCAAUAACGUCGCCAAAGUCUCGGUGGGACCGUUGGACCAGGAAAGUACAACCGCGCCUCAACAUGUGUGGAUGAUAGCGGAGGGAAUGCCGGGUUUCCCCGCCGAGACGCCCGGCGCCGUUGCUCACAGGCUCGGGGUGGGACCCGUGCGGCCCAAGGGCCAAAUGUGGGACUAUGGUAUCGGGGGAGGGUGGGAGCACAUCAGCGUGCGGGCUAAUUCCAUGGAGCCCCCGAGGACGCAAAACCCGCUUCCUGCCGGCCCGCCGCGCAGCCCCCUCACAACGCGGGUCAACGGGGCGGCUGUGGGUGUGUAA